AUGGGGUGUAUGUUUAGCAAGAAAUCUUGCGUAAAAAAGUACAGAGGCCAAAAUUAUUCUAAAAUCCGAAAACGUUAUCUCAAUUUAACACACUAUUUACACUUCAAAGACCUCAAAUUCCCAGCGUCCGACUCCAUCCUCACAACUGGCACUGACAUUCCCCGCAACAUUGAAUGGAAACGACCUCAUGAAUUGUGUGAAUCUCCCCUGCUGGUUGCUGGACUCGUUGGAGAGCACACAGCUACGGCUGGAAUUUUGUCCCCCGCGUGGAUUUCCUCUGCUCUCACUCUUUUGGCUCAUCGACCGCAUUUGUGGCACUGGGUCGUGCCUCAAUAUCGUUUACAAUGCUGGAGUGAAGAGAAUACACCCCAUCAUCCUGGAGUUUUCCACUUCAGAUUGUGGUAUCGUGGGUUAUGGUAUGAUGUCGUCAUUGAUGACCUCCUCCCUGUGUUGGAUGGUGACCUAGUUUGUACCCAGAGCUCAUGCAAGAAUGAAUGGUGGCCUUCUUUAUUGGAAAAAGCUUAUGCAAAGUUGCUUGGGUCUUAUGCAGCCCUGAAGAGCGUUACCCUGGCAGAUGUGUUGGUGGAUUUAACUGGAGGAGUGUCAGAGAUAUGGUCUGUCCCAACAAAAGUGGAUCAGAUGGGAGGAGAAACAGCCUAUGCUGAUGACCAGGAUGGAAGCUUUUGGCAGCUGUUUAUGAAACUCAAGUCAGAGCUUGCCCAUCAGACACUUGUGACAGCUUACGUUCGCAAAGAGACCCUGGAAGAAGAAUCGUCAGAUCGAACAUCACUUGGAUUAGUUUUAAACCAACCAUACCUCAUUAUUUCUGUUAAACGAAUACAUCUAGAAAAUUCUACCUUAAAAGGAAUUCUGAAGGGAAAAGAAAAAGUAAUAUUGCUGCGGCUGUGCAAUCCUGCUGUUGUGGAUAAGACUACACAGAAUGGAUCAGUGGUUGAAGUGAAAGAGGAAGCAGGUGGUUCUUCAGAACAGCAGGAUUUUGUAUUCACUCACAAGCAUUUAACUCAAAUGCUGUCCAAAGUGCCAGAGUGGGCCAGGCUUUCAGAUGUAGACCGUCAAAAAUUGGGCCUUGAAGUGGAUAAUGACAGAGAAUUUUGGAUUCCUGCUGAAGAUUUUGCUACCCAGUUUGGAGAGCUCUGCGUUUGUCGGAUUUUGGGAACUUCUGGCGCGCCUCUGGCUUGCAUUCUUGGCGAGCAGAAUUGGCGUCAAAAUGAGAUCACCGGUGUGUGGGACAAGAGUUUUAAUAGAGGACGAAAUGGACAUUCAUCAUUACCUUCGACACCAUCACAUGAUCUUCUGAACAAUCCACAGUUCAUCCUGGACAUUAGUGCGGAAAAGGGGGCUGAUGUGGUAAUUCAGCUCCUUCAGUGUCCUAGCAUCACCUUGGAAAGCCAGGACUAUCCAUCCAUUGGUUUAUCUGUUUUCAAGGUUGAAAAAAACCGAAAGUACCGAAUCCACUCACUUCUUGGCCACAGUUCUGUGUUGACUGUCGAGCCUUCCUCAAAAAGAGAAGUAAACACUCAAUGCCACUUGGCGCGUGGCAGAUACCUGAUUGUGGCCCAAACUGAUGCUGCUCCUCCGAUCUCCUCUGCCCAACUCAACGUUACCAAACACAACUUUUUACUGCGGUGCUUUGUCACAGAAUGCUGCAAAUUCUUUUUUGCGGACAAGGAUUUGCCAGCAAAAAACUGGCGGCAAUAUUUUUCCAGUGAUGUAAAAAAUAUAACUGUCGUCUCAGUGAAGGGAGCUGAAGAUUUGAAAUUCCAUAGUCGCUUUUACAAGUGCAACCCUUACUGUGUGAUUAAAUGCGAGGGUGCCAGCGCACACACUGAUUACGUGGACCAUGACUCAAAUCCGGCAUGGGAAGACUCCUUUGUCUUCUACCGACGGACACCUGCCGUUCCUCUCACGGCCAAGGUGUACAGCCACCGGCCGCUAUUGCCUGGCGUGCUCCUGGGACAAGUUAAAAUUCUCGCCCCUGUCAACCACCAACCGACAAUCGUCAGGGCAGACUUAGUCUUGCCAGGGUAUGAAGAUGAAGCUGUUAGAGGCAUACUUGUCUUGGAGGUUACCACUGAAGAUGAUCUGAAUGCUAUAUAGUGAUUUGUUGUAACCCUUCUCUAUAUAUUGAUUUUGUGACUAACAUAUUAUAUUUGUGAAUUUUAUAGCUAGUUACUUAAAUGAAAAACUAUGUGAUUGGAUAAAAGCAUGACUAACCUUUGAAAAAGGAAAAUGUGUUAAGAAGACUGGUCUACAUGCACAACAAAAAUAUUAUUUUCACAAAUUCAUAGGCUUGCUAGAUACUAACAGACUAUAUAUGAUAUAUUGUUUUCAAAAUAAAAACAAACUAGUUUUAAAUGCAA
Cloeon dipterum is the source of this 2381-nucleotide messenger RNA. RefSeq names its product calpain-5-like. Gene Ontology annotation, cellular component: cytoplasm. The record is from RefSeq and is a predicted model, not a curated record. Gene Ontology annotation, molecular function: calcium-dependent cysteine-type endopeptidase activity. The transcript is spliced from 11 exons. Bases 1 to 2118 code for a protein of 705 amino acids. Lineage: Eukaryota; Metazoa; Arthropoda; Insecta; Ephemeroptera; Baetidae. Gene Ontology annotation, biological process: proteolysis.